AUGAAGUGGCCCUUCCGACUAUUCCUCUGCUUCAGCAUAGCACUCCUCCUCCCCCUGCUUCUCCUGGACUUCCAUCUCCGUGAUCUAUGCGACCAAUACCAGGCAAAGCAAUAUGCCAUCGACUGGUUCAACUCUUGGUCCACCGCAGCAGGGCCGCCAAGGAACAUGACAGAAGAUUACGGUGACAAGGUGAUAGUCGUCGCUAAACUACAGGAGGAAAACACCGACUGGAUCGAGCAAGAACUACCCGACUGGCAACGGGCCAUAUACACCGUGAACCCCUCCCAAGAAGCCGUGGCCGACACCCAGCAGGUCAAAACCCCGCUCAACAAGGGCCACGAAUCCAUGGCCUAUCUGACCUAUCUGGUCGAGCACUACGAGCACCUGCCCUCGACCAUCGUCUUCCUGCACGCGCAUCGCUCGGCGUUGCGGGUUGAUUUUGUCCAGCAGAAUGGCUACGUCAACCUGCGAUGCAACGCGAACCCGGGAUGCGUGAGGACCGCAUACCCCCACGGCCAUCUGACGCCUCAGAUCUUCCGGGAGGUCUUCCAAAAUACCAGCACGCCGCCUGCAGACGAUGACGACGACGACAACACUGGGGUCAUGAUAUCCCAACCGAGCGACGGGAAAAAGGCUCUUCAGAUUCCGGUCCGGAUUGCGGCGCCGUGCUGUGCGCAGUUCGCGGUGUCCCGACAGCGGGUGCUGAAGAGACCCCGGGCUGACUACGUGAAGAUCCGACAAUGGGUCAUCGAGACGGAUCUGGACGACGCGCACAGCGGCCGGGUGAUGGAAUAUCUUUGGCAUAUUAUUUUCGGCAAAGAACCCGUGUACUGUCCGGAUUCAACACUGUGCUACUGCCAGGUGUAUGGGCGGUGCUGA
Messenger RNA from Aspergillus brunneoviolaceus CBS 621.78, 879 nucleotides. RefSeq names its product DUF3431 domain-containing protein. The record is from RefSeq and is a predicted model, not a curated record. Lineage: Eukaryota; Fungi; Ascomycota; Eurotiomycetes; Eurotiales; Aspergillaceae. Bases 1 to 879 code for a protein of 292 amino acids. The transcript has 4 exons.